This is a messenger RNA of Engraulis encrasicolus (European anchovy), 1061 nucleotides long. RefSeq names its product C-C motif chemokine 26-like. Lineage: Eukaryota; Metazoa; Chordata; Actinopteri; Clupeiformes; Engraulidae. The transcript is spliced from 4 exons. Gene Ontology annotation, biological process: immune response. The record is from RefSeq and is a predicted model, not a curated record. Gene Ontology annotation, cellular component: extracellular region. The coding region runs from base 518 to 790 and encodes 90 amino acids. Gene Ontology annotation, molecular function: chemokine activity.
AGUAGUUAUCAUUCCCAUCUUGUUUACGGGUGAGAAGAUUCCUCUAGGCUUAAUUGUUAGGAGAGAAAUGGAGAGUUUAAAGUGAAUGGCAGCGAAAACGUGUGGGCCGACUUUGAAGAAGAAGAAGAUUUAGACAAAGGACUUGUCUGGACAAGACUGCAGCAUCAUCCUGAAAGUGAAAGUAAACAAUUGCUGCUAUAUAGCACACGGACAGGUACACCUGAUCAUGCAAUCGCUCACACUCUCACUUUUCAACACUGCUCCAGAAGAAAGCUUCUCCAUCCAUUCAUUGAUCCUCUGAAGACAAUCAACACCAUCCAGGAGAACAUCCUACGAAGGCAAUCUUCAUCCAUCCUCCGAAGAAGACCAUCUCCAGCAUCCAUCCUCCAAAGAAGACCAUCUUUCCGCUCAUUCUCCAAAGAACAUCUCAGUUCAUUCCUUCAUCUUCAGAAGAGCGUCUGCAUCUCCCUCCAUCCCCUCUUCAGACGCCUCCUCCUCACACCUUAAUCCAGUCAACAUGAUGACUCGCAUCGCACUUCUCCUUCUUAUUGCAGCAUCCCUCUACUGCACCGUCACUGCAGGAACUGGGGACAUUGCACGAGACUGUUGCUUGUCCAUCAAUCCACUGCCCCUACCCCGAAGGCUGGCGGCCUCGUAUAAGCUGUCCGACCCAGGAUGCAACCUCAAGGCCACUGUAUUUACCACCAGGAAGGGGAAACAUGUCUGCGCCCCACUACCUGAGGACAGCGAAUGGGUGCGCAAGCUGAUUGCUCUGCUGGAUAAACAAUAAAAAGGUUCAGUGUGUUUCCUUUUGGGCGACGACGUGGCAGGGAGAAACAGGAAGCACUCAGGUGAUACUGUGUUAAACACAGGGGAAACCCAGCACGUUCAUCAUGGCAUUACUGUUCACAAUGUCAAGGAAGACUCAAACUUGCACACUCUUGUAAAUGUAAAAUUAAUUUGUUUCACACUAUGAUUCCCUUGUGACCUUGUGACGAUGACCUCUUUUUCAUUUUUCUUCUUCAUUCUUCAGUGUCUUUUCAGGAUGUUUUAUUGUUCAU